Mobula hypostoma (lesser devil ray) is the source of this 4186-nucleotide messenger RNA. Its product is annotated as protein c-ets-1-B-like. Gene Ontology annotation, biological process: regulation of transcription by RNA polymerase II; cell differentiation. Gene Ontology annotation, molecular function: sequence-specific DNA binding; DNA-binding transcription factor activity, RNA polymerase II-specific. The coding region runs from base 952 to 2073 and encodes 373 amino acids. The record is from RefSeq and is a predicted model, not a curated record. NCBI's taxonomy places the organism in Eukaryota, Metazoa, Chordata, Chondrichthyes, Myliobatiformes, Myliobatidae. The transcript has 10 exons. Gene Ontology annotation, cellular component: nucleus.
CGUCUUAUAUCACUACACCCCAACAACACACACACAAUCCUGGAGGAACUCUGCAGGCCAGGCAGCAUCUAUAAGAAAGAGUACAGGACAAUUAUGGGACCAUGACAUCGCAACUCCAGUGCCCUGACUGACUUCGGCUCACAUUUCCUUCUGGACCAAGUCCCCACGGGAAGCCAGGGAUCCCAGCGAUGUUCCCUCCGCUACUGUACAUCCCAGUGACACCCUCCCCCUGACCCACAAGAUGAAGUUCAUAUUCAAGUUUUUUUGUCACUGUCGCAGAUAAUCAGGGGAUAAAUGACAUGAAAAAUGACCUUUCUCUGCCAUAGCGACACAGUUCAUUACAGACAUAACAAACGUUGGUUAAAAGGCGUAAUACUGUUUUUGAUCGCCUGUUACAGGAAGUGCGUUACUAAACUAGAAAGAGUGCACAAAAGAUUUUGCAGGAUGUCGUCUGGACUCGGGCUCCUGAGCUACAAGGAGAGGCUGUGCACACUAUUCGGAAUGUGUCAUGGAAAGUCCGGCAGACUUUGUCACGACCCAAGGCAGUCACGCCCCUUUGGGAGAUAUGGAGACUGUGCGGAGCUGGUUAUAACUCCCCGGGACAUAGCGAGGGCAGAGCAGAGCACUCGGACACAGACUCAACGUAAAGCCAGGGAAGUGAGGUCCUCCCGAGCAGAUCCCCGCACCCUUGGCUGUUUGCAGAGACGUUGCUCGGGAUUUUCGGGAGUCGCAAGUUGUGAAAUGAAUUCUAAAUGUUUGCGUGAAUGGUACUGAAGUUUGAAUGUGGUAUGGACGAGCUGACAAGAGUCGCCGAUAAAACGUGAGGGCUCAUUGUAAGGGAAAGCGCGAGGCAGUUCGCCGAUCAGAGGGUCUCGGUGCCGAGGAAGAACGGGAGCAGAAUAUCGAACACUCCUUUAAAAAUCUCGAAAGAAAUCCUUUCUAGGUCCAGGGAUGGCCACCUUUUCACAUCACGGACUUCCCUGUGACGACUCGAUGCAGCAGGUUCCAGCCGAGCUGGACUUGGCCUCUUACGAUUCGGAGGUUGAAACGCCAUUUCUGAAUCCCGGUUUCACCGACCUCUGGUCUUGGGCGGACAGACAGGGCAGCCAAGGACAACACUCCCCGAUUCCCAAAGAUCACCAGGAUUUAACAGGGCAGUGUACAGACAGCGGUACGCACAACGUUUAUUCUCAGUUGCACUGUUGGACAGGUUAUCCCCUGGCAAGCACCGAGCCCUCCCAGUGCGUCCCACCGUCCGGCCCGGAGGAGCGAAUCUUCGUCCCCGGAUCCUUCCAAACCUUGCGUCCGGUCAGCUCGGCGGAGCUCUUGGCGUGGAGAUCUCAGGGUGCCUACGAUGCGGCAGGGGAGGUGGAGACACUAGAGAGCUCGACGCUAGUGGGUCGCGGGCAAACAUUCGAGGCGGGCGCCAGCGACGAGAGUGUGACUUCUUACCCAGGUGCAGAGAUGAUGCUGGACGGAUAUCACACCUCCCUCCCCCACCACUCCUUCAGCAGGCAGUGGAAUGGUACGUCCAGAAGUAACGGGGGACCGGCAGAUCUGAUCGAAUACGGCGCUGGCUGGGAUGGACAUUUAUCCAUCCAUGGUGGCCCAGCCGGUGAAUACACCCUGUCGGAGCCAGCAGCCAAUCGGUCACGCCACGCACCCAGAGACCGGUGCCGAGGUCCCUUUGUACCGAGAGGCCGCACUUCAUGCGGCCCAGGACUGCUUGAAUACGCAGGAAACGGACCCAUCCAACUCUGGCAAUUCCUGCUGGAGUUGCUCCUGGACAAAUCCUGUCAGUCCUUCAUCAGCUGGACUGGAAACGGCUGGGAGUUUAAACUCUCCGAUCCCGAUGAGGUGGCCAAACGUUGGGGCAAUCGGAAGAACAAACCUAAGAUGAACUACGAGAAGCUGAGUCGUGGUCUCAGAUACUAUUACCACCGGGACAUCAUUCAGAAGACGUCAGGCAAACGCUACGUCUAUCGAUUUGCCUGUGACGUCCAAGGCCUUCUGGGAAAGACACCCCAGGAAAUCCACGCUCAUCUGAAUGUCAAACCACGGCCGGGACUUUGAGGAAUUAAAGCCAUUUUUUUCGUGUUAUUUAACAUAAGGUUUGAAGACAGAGAGUGACACAUUGGAUUCACUUGAAAAUUGGAACUGGUAGAAGGUCUAAUGAUUAGAGUCGCUCAGCUCUCAAUCAGGCCCUUCGGCCCAACUCGUUUAUACUGUCCAUCCAAGCUCGUUCAAUUUGCCUGCACUUGGCCCUCGAAACCGUUCCUAUUCCUGUACCUAUCCAAGUGUUUUUAAAUGCUGUUAUUGUACCUGCAUCAACUACUUCCUCUGGCAGUUCGUUCCAUAUAUAGACUGCACUCUGGGUGAAGCAGUUACUCCUCACGUUGACUGUAAUUCUUUCUCCUCACACCUUAAACCUGUGCCGCCGAGCUUUAGACUGCUCUGCCUUAGUGUAAAGCACUGUGUCCGUCCGCUUUAUCUACGCCCCUCAUAGUUUUAUAAACAUCUAAAAGGUCACCUCUCAGCCUCCUUCACUCCAGGGAAAACAGUGCCAGACGCAUCAAUGAAAGGGAAUAAACAUUUUGGGUUGAGGCUCUUCAUCAGGACUGGAAGGAAAAGUGGCACAAGUCAGAAGAAGAAGGUUGGGGUGGGGGGACAGCAAGGAGUAAAUCUGGCAGGUGAUAGUUCAAUCGAGCUGAGACGGGGAAGGUAGGAGGGUGGGGGAGUGGUGACAAAGUGAUUGAUGUGUGAAACGAGGAGGUGAUAGGUGGAAGAAGAGAGGGUCUGACAGGAAAGGACGGUGGAUAUAGAAUGAAGGGGAGGGGCUGGGAACCAGACUGAAGAAAGCGUGGGCUGGUUAUGAUGGUGGGGAGGGGAGAGUGGGUGAGAGGGCAAACAGAAUGAGAGAAAAAAGGGGAUGAGUGUCGAAGAUAGAAACAGAGGAGAGUGGAUACUGGAGGUUAGAGAAAUCAAUGUUCAUGCCAACAAGCUGGAAGCUACCAAGAUAGAAUACAGGGGCCACACAGAUUGCUGGAGAAACUCGGCAAGUCAGGUCGAAGCUAAGCGGGGCAAUAAACCGUCGACAUUUUGGGUCAAGAUCCUUCAUUAGGACUAGAAAGUAAGGAGGCAGCAGCCAAAAUAAAAAGGUGUGGGAGGGGAAGGAGUAAGAAAGGAGGAGGUAGAAAUUUACUGAAGGUUAGAGAAAUCGACCUUCAUUCUAUCAGGUCGGAGGCCGCUCAGACUGUAUAUGAGGUGAUGCUUCUCCAAUCUGGGUUCGGCCUCCUCAUAGCAGUAGAGGAGGCCAUGGGCACACGUUUUGGAAUUGGAAUGGGCGGCCACCUGGAUGUCCUGUCAAAGCAGCCCCCAAAUCUGCAUCGGGUCUCACUGAUGUAGAGGAGACCACACGGGGAAUACUGGGUAUAGUAGAUGGCCCCAUCAGACUUGCAAGUGAAGUGUUAUCUUACCUGGAAGAACUGUUUAGGCACCUGAAUAGUGGUGAGCGAGAAAGUGAAGGGACAGGUGCAUCACUUGUCCCGCUUACAGGGGUAAGAGCAAGGAGAGAGAUCAGGGGAGAGGGACGAAGACAAAGUUCAAAAGUUCAAAGUACAUAUGUGUCACUAUAUACAAUCCCGAGAUUCAUUUUCUUGUGGGCAUUCUGGUGGGGAAACUGCUGGAGUCAGUUAUCAAGGAUGUGAUAACAGCACAUUUGGAAAGCGGUGAAAUGAUCGGACAAAGUCAGCAUGGAUUUGUGAAAGGAAAAUCAUGUCUGACGAAUCUCAUAGAAUUUUUUGAGGAUGUAACGAGUAGAGUGGAUAGGGGAGAACCAGUGGAUGUGGUAUAUUUGGAUUUUCAAAAGGCUUUUGACAAGGUCCCAGACAGGAUAUUAGUGUGGAAACUUAAAGCACACGGUAUUGGGGGUAAGGUAUUGGUGUGGGUGGAGAAUUGGUUAGCAGACAGGAAGCAAAGAGUGGGAAUAAACGGGACCUUUUCAGAAUGGCAGGCAGUGACUAGUGGGGUACCGCAAGGUUCAGUGCUGGGACCCCAGUUGUUUACAAUAUAUAUUAAUGACUUGGAUGAGGGAAUUAAAUGCAGCAUCUCCAAGUUUGCGGAUGACACGAAGCUGGGUGGCAGUGUUAGCAGUGAGGAGGAUGCUAAGAGGAUGCAGGGUGACUUG